GCGGAGCGCGCGCCUUGAAUGAUCCUGCGUUUGUUGAGCUGAGAACAACGUUGUAAGAAAACGUUUUUACAAUUGCCUUAAGUUAAGCCUUAAGGUAAAGUUGGCUCUAUUUAAGUCUCCAGUAGUAAGCCGAAAGCAACCAUCGAGUUUGUUUUAACUUUUAUAAUUAUACACAAGAAAUUGAAAAGUGAAAUCGCCACGCGGGCCGGAGCCGGAGGACAGCGCAAUUACCACAAACAGCCCAGGCACAGCACAAGACAUGCAGGAUCACAAUUCACGGGGAAGCUAGCGCUAGGAGGAGUCAUCAACGGCAACGCCCAAGACCAGUAUGGCAUAUGAGGCAUUUCCAUCUGAUGCUGUUGAAUCCUUCAACGAUCCUGGGAUCUACUACGUCCAUGAGAAUGGAAAGUUGAGAAGUCCUCCAGGACUGGGACAUACCUCGCAUACUUCUGGUACACCCUUCUCCAAUUCAGGACUGCCCAAACUUGCCCCCUUCAACAUCGGGAUGAGCCCCUCCGACGGAGCAACAUGCUUCAUCCCCCGAUCCUUGUUUCAACAGGUGAUCAACUUCGUGGCUCGGAAUCUUUGGAGAGUGGAGUCUUUGGUGGGCUUUCCGGAUAUCGUCGGGGAGCAGCUAUUUGAAGCAGCGCAGUCCCAGGGCAUAUUCACCAACAAACAGCUAAGGUUUACCGGUUUAAGGCUUUUCGUAGAAGCUUAUCCCACUGAGAUGUUGUCCAGCCUAAACCUUAGAGGGAACCAGACAUUCCUGGAUGGCUUUGUUGAUGAAAUUAUUCUCUUUUCUGGUCUCUUGGAGGUUGACCUUGGAGAAUGUAGCCUGGAAGAGGAUCAUCGAAUUUGGCCUCACAUUGGUAGCUUACCAUGCCUUCAGAGACUUGGACUUAGAAAAACUGGACUGAGUGAUGGAAUUAUGCAGAAACUGACUACGCCCCUGAGAUUAAUGGGUAAAGGACCAAAAGGACUUCAGGUCCUGGACUUGUCAGGAAAUGGAUUGGUAACAGACCGCAGCGUACGAUUCGUGAAGGCAUUUCAUCAUCUAGAAGCUUUGGAUGUCACCGGCUGCUGUAUCUCUCCUUAUGGAUUGAAGCAGCUACAGACUGAACUAACACUGAGACACCUUCGUGAUGAUGAGAUAGAUGAUGAGGAAUUGGAUACCUUCUGUAGACCGGUAGAGAACAUUGGUUGGGCAUCCAAGGUCAUUGAUGGAUGGAUCAAUGAGACCAAGUUCAUCACUGGGCAGAAGACUGUCCCUCAAGGGUGUCCAAAGGCCAGAAAAUUCUAUUCCUCUAAAAGCAAGCAACUUGGAUUCAUGGAUGUCAGCAUCAAAACAGCCUUACCGGUCUCUACCUCAUCUCCGAUUCAUAUCAGGCUAGUGAGAACUGAUAAGGACAUAGUAUCCAUGAAAGAACAUUGGCACCAGUCUGGUGAGGAGGUACAGAUGAGGUUGAAAGAUACCAGACUUUCGUCCACCUUGACUUCAGAGAGGUUCGCUGCAGAAUCACAAGGUGAAACAACUGUUGGUAGAGGACAAAUGUUGGGAAAUCAUGUGCUACGUGUUUCAAACCAAGGACCAUCAAAUUUGUCUCCAUGCAAAGGAGAAGAAAGUACACGUGGUAGACUGAAGUCAGGGUUAAAGGUCAAACUGAGAAGGAAGCGGAAGAGGUGUCAGAUUGAGGACGAAGCGAGAAAGAGCGGUGCUCAUGGUGACCUUGAAGAUGAUGACAGAGACUUGAUGAAUAGCUACCUCAAUAUUAGAAGUGAUGGAGAUGUUGAGCUUGAUAAGACAAGAGAUAGAUCAAAACUGAUGAGAGCAAUGGAGUCCUCUUACUGGUAGGAGCCAUGUCAAAUAGAGACCUGAUUGUUGCUGGAAUGCUCCCCAAGGAGUGGAGAAAGUCAUAUGAUGGAGAUGUUGAUCUUGAGGAGACAAGAGAUAGAUCCAAACUGAUGAGAGCAAUGGAUUCAUCACACUGGUAGUAGACAUGCUUUCUUAAUAGAGACCCGAUUGUUGCUGGAAUGCCCAGGGAGUGGAGAAAGUGCAUUGCAUGAUGGAGAUGUUGAUCUUGAGAAGACGAAAUAGAUACAAAGUGAUGAGAGGAUUGGAUUCAUCACACUGGUAGUAGACAUGCUUUCUAAAUAGAGACCUGAUUGAUGGUGGAAUGCUCCCCAAGGAGUGGAGAUAGGCAGUACACGAUGGAGAUGUAGAUCUUGAGAAGAAAAAAGAUAGAUCUAAACUGAUAAGCGCAGCAGAUUCGUCAUGAUGAUAGGUACCUGAUUGAGUUUGCAAUGCUCUCCAGGGAGUGGAGAUAGACAUUAUGGGCUCGAGAUUUUGAUCUUGAUAAGACAAGAGAUAGAUUCAAGCUGAUGAGAGCAAUGGAUUCCUCUCACUGGUAGUAGCCAUGUUGAGAGAGAACUGAGUGAUGGUAGAAUGCUCCCAGGGAGUGGAAAAAGUGCAUUACAGGAUAGAUAUGUUGAUCUUCAGAAGAUAGAUCCAAACUGACAAGAGCAAUGGAUUCAUCUGGCUGGUUUAGGCAUGUGGAGAGACCUGAUUGAUUUUAGAACGCUUCCAGGGAGUGGAGAGAGUGCAUUAUAUGAUGUAAAUAUAUAAAUAUUGAUGAGAAAAGAGAUAGAUCCACACUGAUGAGAGCAAUGUAUUCAUAUAUCACUGAUAGUAUUCUUGUUUAUAGAGACCUUAUUGAUGUUGGAAUGCUCCCCAGGGAUUGGACAAAGUGUAUUACAUGAUGGAGAUGUUGAUCUGGAGAAGAGACAAGAGAUAUAUCCAAACUGGUGAGAGCAAUCCAAUCAUCUCAUUGAUAGUAUCCAUGAUGAUAGAGAUCUGGGGCCCGUUUCAUAAAGAACUUGCAACUGUUGUAACUUUGCCAUUAUGGCAACUGCCAUGGUAACCUUGAUUUUGAUUGGCUGAUAAGCCCUGUUACCAUGGUAGUUGCCAUUAUGGCAAAGUUACAACAGUAGCAAGUCCUUUAUGAAACAGGCCCCAGAUGAAGAUAGCCCAUCUAGAAAUUAGACAAAGAGAUUUUAGAUCAAGAUUUCAUAAAGAUGAUUGGAAAGAUGAAAUGGAAUCAAUGUCUCACAAAAGUAACCCUGAAGAUAAAGAUGAGAUGAAAACAGCUACCUCAAGAUAAAGAUUUAUGGAGACUAAAAAUGAUAAGAUAAAAAAAUUUCUCACUAAUAAGUAACUAUAAUGACCAUGUGUGAUAAUUAGUGACAUGUACAUCAUGAUGAAAGACCACCAGGGGAGACUCAACACACGGCCUGUAUUUUGAACUCAAAACUUAAACUAUGGUUUAAAGUGGGUUUAAAUUUUGGCAGCCAAAUGUGAUGGCAAUUUCUAUAAUCAAAUGAUUAUAAUUGGCACUCAAAUCAUUGCAAAUGGUCUUAGAACAAUAAAUACAAUAGUUUUUUCAAUAUCAAAACAUUGGAAAGAUCCCAGUAAACCCAAGAACUAUUGGAGUGUAAACUUUCUUUGAUAUGUUAUGCUUUCCAUACAUUCAAUAAGAACAAUUUUCAUACUAUUACAUAACUAAAACCAUUAUAAUAAAUAUGAUACAAAGCUUAGCAUUGAAGUACAAGUGAUUUGUACAGUUACAUGUUGAAGUUUUUUCAUUGUUUCAAAUAAAAUCUCUGUAUAAAAUACUCUGUA
Molecule: messenger RNA, 3676 nt
Organism: Lytechinus pictus (painted urchin)
Lineage: Eukaryota; Metazoa; Echinodermata; Echinoidea; Temnopleuroida; Toxopneustidae
Product: leucine-rich repeat-containing protein 42-like
Exons: 7
Coding region: 329-1852 (507 amino acids)
Molecular function (GO): protein binding
Source: RefSeq, a predicted model, not a curated record